Laetiporus sulphureus 93-53 is the source of this 1892-nucleotide messenger RNA. RefSeq names its product cytochrome P450. Gene Ontology annotation, molecular function: monooxygenase activity; oxidoreductase activity, acting on paired donors, with incorporation or reduction of molecular oxygen; iron ion binding. Lineage: Eukaryota; Fungi; Basidiomycota; Agaricomycetes; Polyporales; Laetiporaceae. The record is from RefSeq and is a predicted model, not a curated record. The transcript is spliced from 10 exons. The coding region runs from base 71 to 1591 and encodes 506 amino acids.
CAUAGACGCUCUUCUCAACAUCGUAGUUUUCCCUCACCGUAUUGUUUCUCGAACUCUAGUCUGUGCCAUCAUGCUUGACACAUUGCUGGUCUGCUCCGCAGCUUUCGCUAUACUGGCAAUAGCCACAUAUAGGAGCUUGGUUUCCCGUCUUCCUCUUCCUCCAGGUCCGAAGGCUAGAUUCAUUUCCGGGAAUGUCCAUCAGCUCCCUGCCAGCCACCCCUGGCUGAGGUAUACUGAGUGGUCAAAGCAGCAUGGCCCGUCGGUUUACUUCCGCGUGUUCACUCGCAGGGUUCUCGUUUUGAACUCCCUGAAAGCAGCCACAGAUCUUCUUGAAUCCCGAUCUACCAUUUACUCAGAUCGCCCGAUAUUAUGGAUGUACACAGAGCUCAUAAACAGGAAGCUAGCUGUCUUCAACAUUUCGUCGAAGAACCCGCGGUUCAAGAGGUAUCGCAGAAUUCUACAUAGCAGUCUGAACCCUCGCGCCGCACAGAGCUUCAGAGCACUCCAGGUGAAAGAAACUCACACGCUCUUGCGAGGCCUGGCGGCUUCGCCUCAGGAUUUUAUGUAUCAUAUAAGAAGGAAUGCGGGUGCAGUGAUGCUCAAAUAUACGUAUGGAUGGACAGUGAAGAGCAACGACGACCCCUUGCUUAAGAUUCUCGAGGACUCCAUCGAGCUCCAGACGGUUGUCACUAAGCCAGGCCGUUGGCUCGUCGAUACAUUCCCGAUACUUCGCUUCGUACCAGCGUGGUUGCCGUUCGCCAAUUUCAAACGCAUGGCGGCUGAGUACCGCAGAGAGUUCUCCAGAGUGGAUGACAUCCCUCAUGAAUGGGCCAAGCAGCAAAUUGAUAUGGGGAUACAUGUCGAUUCAUUCGCAUCUCGUCAUUUGCGCACUGCUAGUGGCAUGACGGUGGAUGCGGAGGAGGAGGACAUCAUCAAGUGGUGCAGCGUCGCGCUUUUUGCAGGAGGAAGUGAUACGGUCGUUGGUGUGGUGAAAGCCUUCAUUCUAGCCAUGAGCCUCUAUCCUCAGUACCAAAAGCGCGCUCAGCUUGAAAUCGCCGAAGUGAUAGGUUCGCAAAAAUUGCCGACUUUUGAUGACCAGCCGCGUCUGCCGUAUGUGAUGGCCAUCUUUAAAGAGGUCCUGCGAUGGGCCCCGGUGGCACCACUGGGUCUGCCACAUUCAGUCACGCAAGAUGAUAUUUACGAGGAUUACUUGAUCCCGAAGGGCACUACUGUGAUAGCGAACAUAUGGGGGAUCUCUCACGAUCCUGAUAACUACCCGGAGCCGUCAGUAUUUAAUCCCGAAAGAUUUUUGCCGCACGAUGGAGGCGAUUCUGGACUAGACCCUCGCAAGUUCGUUUUCGGUUUCGGGCGACGUGUCUGUCCGGGUUCACAUUUUGCAGAGGUGUCAGUCUUCUUGGUCAUCUCGAACAUACUGGCCAUGUUCAACAUCGACAAAGCCGUCGAUGAGAAAGGAGAAGUGAUUGAUCCUAGUGUUGAGUUCACCAGUGCUGUCACUAGCCAUGUCAAGCCAUUCGACUGUCGCAUCACCGUAUGCAACCCAGAGCUUCUCGCUGCCUUGGAGGCAGAUUAACAACUUCCCGCUUAAAUCAUUCCUGUUGUUUCUGCUUCCUGUGCUAGUUUUGUCUCAGGCUUCAAGCUACGUGUGGUAACAUCGCAAGCGCGGUAACUACCUCUGGCUUUCAAUUGACCAUUCAACUUCAUCUCCGCUGAUUCUGAGUUCAGUCAUGAUAUUUGCCAUUCAAGGUUCCCAAAAGAUGUCUUUGAUAUCAUUCGACAGGCCUUGUCAGAGUCUUGGACUCUAGAGCGGCAGAUUUCUCUCAAUACACAUCUGUACCGGUCUCAACGCAGUUGCAGCUCUGCUUACAGCAUGC